Molecule: messenger RNA, 6069 nt
Organism: Megalops cyprinoides (Indo-Pacific tarpon)
Lineage: Eukaryota; Metazoa; Chordata; Actinopteri; Elopiformes; Megalopidae
Product: serine/threonine-protein kinase LMTK1-like
Exons: 14
Coding region: 131-5062 (1643 amino acids)
Biological process (GO): peptidyl-tyrosine autophosphorylation; brain development
Molecular function (GO): ATP binding; protein tyrosine kinase activity
Source: RefSeq, a predicted model, not a curated record
GGAGAAUCUGCGACAACCCUCCGCUCCCCCUCCCUCCCCGAAACACACACGCCUCCCAAAACAUAGCACUUUAUGCGUUUAUUCGUUUUAAAAACAACACGCCAACCCCUCUAGCCCCGCGAAGAAGAGGAUGUCAGCGACUAUCUGUCUGAUGGUCAUGUCUUCGUCCUUCUUCAACCCUAGCCUUGCCUUCAGUUCUCAUUUUGACUCAGAUGGCGCCCCCCUGAGCGAGCUGUCGUGGUCCUCCUCCCUGGCUGUGGUUGCUGUUUCCUUCUCUGGCCUCUUCACCUUCAUCUUCCUCAUGCUGGCCUGCCUGUGCUGUAAGAAGGGGGACAUCGGCUUCAAGGAGUUCGAGAACACCGAGGGCGAGGAGUACCAGGCCGACGCCUCCGCCCUGGCCUCCCCCUCCUCCCAGAGCGGCCACGAGGUCUACGUCCUGCCCCUCACCCAGGUCUCGCUUCCUGUGUCCAAGCAACCGGGCAGAUCAGUGCAGCUGCUGAAGUCAGCAGAUCUGGGCCGGCACAGCCUGCUGUACCUGAAGGAGAUCGGCCAUGGCUGGUUUGGCAAGGUUCUGCUGGGGGAGGUGAAUGCGGGUCUCAGUUCCAUCCAGGUGGUGGUGAAGGAGCUGAAGGCCAGCGCCAGCGUGCAGGAGCAGAUGCAGUUCCUGGAGGAGGUCCAGCCUUACCGCGCACUCCAGCAUCCUGCCCUCCUGCAGUGUCUGGCGCAAUGCUCCGAGGUCACGCCCUACCUGCUGGUCAUGGAGUUCUGCCCCCUGGGGGAUCUGAAAGGCUACCUGCGCAGUUGUCGGGCAGCAGACUCCAUGACCCCUGACCCCUUGAUCCUCCAGCGAAUGGCGUGCGAGAUUGCCUCUGGCCUCCUGCAUCUGCACAAACAUAACUUCAUUCACAGUGACCUGGCCCUGAGGAACUGCCUCCUGACCGCAGAAGUCACAGUGAAGAUUGGGGACUAUGGCCUGUCUCACAACAAAUACAAGGAUGACUACUUUGUGACCCCAGACCAGCUGUGGGUGCCAUUGCGCUGGAUCUCCCCAGAGCUCAUCGACGAAGUCCAUGGCAACCUGCUGGUGGCAGACCAAACCAAGACUAGCAACGUCUGGUCCCUGGGGGUGACAAUCUGGGAGUUGUUUGAGUUGGGGAACCAGCCGUAUCGUCACUAUUCAGACAGACAGGUGCUCACCUAUGCUGUGAAGGAGCAGCAGCUCAAACUGCCCAAACCGCUGCUGAAGGUGCCUCUGUCGGAGCGCUGGUAUGAGGUGAUGCAGUUCUGCUGGCUGCAACCGGAUCAGAGGCCCAACGUGGAGGAGGUUCACCUGCUGCUGAGCUACCUGUGCGCCAAGGGUUCGAGCGAGCCAGAGGAGGACUUCGAGAGCCGCUGGAACUCCCUGCGUCCCGGGAUGGGCCUGGGUGCGUCUGCAGCGGAGCCGGCCUCCUCCUCCUCCUCCUCCUUCCCCCUGCUGGAGCGCUUCGCCACUGGCGACGGUUUCCACAGCGAGGCCGGGGACGAUGUCCUGACUGUCACCGAGACCAGCCACGGGCUCAGCUUCGAGUACAAGUGGGAGGAGUCGGGCCCGGAGAGGCCCUUCCACACCGCGUCCACCAGCGGGCCGCUGGGCCAGGGCAACCCCCACUACCAGGACAUCUACUACCCCCCUGACACUGUCUGCAGCGGGGAGGGGCUCACCCUGGGGGUCUCCCCGUCCUGCUACGAGCCCAAACCACUGCACACCCCCGGGGUGGUCCCCGUGCUCAGCGCCCACAGCCCCUCGGUCAGCAGCGAAUACUACAUCCGCAUCGAGGAGCCAGUAGAGGGCACUGUCCACCUGGACCGCAGUCCCAGCUCGGAGGGCGGUGAUGAGGGCGACGACUACAUCGCAGGAGAGGGCCACUCGGGACCCGAGGCCCGGCCCGAUUCCUAUUGGUCGGCUGACGCCCACAGAGCCGCAGUGGCAUACGACUCGGACCUGAGCCCGGCCGUCUCUCUGACCCUGGAGCCGCUGCUGGGGCAGGUGUCAGGCGCCAGCGGGAGCCCCGUGGGGCCCUGGGAGUCCGGCCAGUGCUUCUCCUACGAAGAGAGGGAUGGCUUCUACUAUGAGCGCUCGCCGUCUCCCGGGAAGAGCCGCUCGGUGGCCGAGGAGACCCGCCCCGAGGACCUGCGGUACAGCUGGGAUGCACGCAGUCCUCCCCGGGCACAGGAGGAGCCAGAGAGCCCCCUGGGUACCUCCCCGUCCCUCAGCAGUCCCAGCCCGGGCCACCAUGACCCUCACCCAGAGGGUGGCUGCGAGCCCGUUGCCAGCCAGACCGCCGCUACCGAACGCUACUGCACCGCAGCGAGCCCCAGCGAGCCCAGCGAGCCGAGGUCCACGGAUGAUCCUUGCUCCGUCAGCAUCGAGAUCGAACCAGAGGACAGCACUCUCACGCCUCACCAGGACAGCAACACCGGGUACGAGGGGGGGUCCAGCGCGGAGAGGGAGUCCCAUAGCUGGGCGUCGAACCACUCCGCCAACAACAACAGCUCGACCUUUGACUGGGGGCGGGCUGGGGGGACCCAGGAGACUUACGCAGACUUCCAUCACGCCAUCACGUCUUCCACAGACACCUGGCCUGAGGUGAGGGACACGCAAGUGAGCUCAACAUGCUACACCUCCCAGCCUGAUACUGACAUAGAGGCAGCAGCCAAUCGCAGCGGCUUCGUGUCCCUCCACAAGCCCCACCCUCUGAACAUCGAAUGCAGCGCGUACAUCCAUAUGUGUCGUGAGGGCGACGGCAAACUCCAUUUGACUGCAGAAAGCCCCCCUUGUGCUGAUCCUCUCUCUGGGGCCUUGGUCAGGAGCUUUAAAGUAACAGAGGUCCCAAGGACAGAAGAAGAGGAGGAUUCGCUUAUUCUAACAGGGGGCGUUGUGCCAAAUGCAAAGGUGAACCCAGAGCGGGGUAUGGAGUUCAUGGACCUCGCAGAGCAGUCCGCUAAUGUUGCAACGAGCGCAGCGUUUCAUGAAAAGGAAGGAGCCGAGUGCCGGGAAGUGCAGGUUAGCGAAGUCUCAGCGAUGCUCUCGGGAAAACGACCGCCCCAUCCCGCCACCUCGUUCGAGGCUGUGUCUGACAGCGGGGUGGGGACCAGCUACUCCAGCAUCAACAUGGUGGACGUCGGUGACUGCAGCGACGAUGAUGUCACGGACCCCGGCUCGGGUGUUUUUGCCAACCUCCCCACGGAAUGCGCAGAGGGUCCGCCCUUCAUGCUCCUGCGGAAGCAGGUGGGGACGCCGGACUCGGUGGACUCCGUCGCCGUGACCUCAGCUGCCAGCUCCUGCAAAGCCUUCAGCCCGGCCUCCUUUCACCCCUCCACCCAGCCCAAAGCCCUGGACAGCGGGUACGACACGGAGAACAAUGAGUCUCCCGAAUUCAUCCUGAAAGAGCCCCCCGAGCCCCGGGAUCCCGACAGCUUGGCCCCGCCCCCAGGAAAUCUCCCGUUCAAAAAGGGCUCGGAACUGGAUGGCUCUGAGGCCACGGUGGUCCUGCAGGUAGAGGUGGAUGGGGGACCAGAUGCCCACAGCCACGCCAAGCUGGAACAGUCUGGAUUUAGCAGCAAGAACCCGUACCGGGACUCGGCCUAUUUCUCCGACUACGACGCGGAGAACGAGAGGUUCCCCCAGGAUGAGGAAGAGGGGGAUGUUCGGGACAGCCUGGAAGAGGACGGUGAGCAGGGAGACCUCGCCGAGUCCGCACGGAGGGAGGAGCUGAACCCUCCCCACCUGGACAGUGAGGAGGGGGACCGUUUCACUGAUCCCGAGGAAAGCAAGAACAUCUUCGAUAUAGAUAUGGAGAAAACAUCUCCUGUAGUAGCUCAGUCUGAGCCUGAGCAGAGUGAUUCGUCCUCGGGUCCCGUUAUCUCCACACUCUCCCCCUCCCCCCCUGAAAUGGGGGGAUGCCUCACCAAAGAGUCCUCUCAGGACGAGGGGCUGGGGCUGGACCCCGACCACUCAGGGGAGGAGCCUUCCUCUGAGUGUUCCUCCUCUUCCUCCGCCUCCACCUCUUCCUCCUCUGCUGCGGUCUCCCAGAGCUUGUCCAUGCCUCAGGAGUCCCCUGCUGCGGGUGAAAGGGCCAGGAAGGGGGCGGAGGCACAGCCGAGAUCCUGCAGGGCCACUGCUGGGGACGGCACUGGGGAGGAAGAGGCGGAGGGGCGAGGGGAGGGCUCUGAGCGGGGCCGCGAGCUCCGGGAUGGGGUGAGAAAGGGGGAGGAAGAGGAGGACUCACCAGGAACCUCAAACGAAGGGCAGGAGGUUCUCCCAGAGGGUGCGGACUUCCCUUCCCCUUCUCCUCCCUCCUCCUCCUCUUCCUCCCCCUCUUCUCCUCCGAACCUCCUCCCGCCGGAGGCCCGGGCGCCCCUGGGGGAGGGGGAGGAGGCGGACUGGGAGGACAGGGACUCGGAGGACAGCGAGGAGUCGGACGAGGAGCUGCGUAGCUACAGCGUGCAGGAGCAGAGCGAGCAGAGCGAGGAGAGCGAGGAGGAGAGCCACGCCGUGCCCGUGGUGGUGAGCGACCGCAGCGGCAUGCGCCACCUCCGCAGCCUCCUCAAGAUGCCCACCCUACUCACUGAGUCCUUCUGCGAAGACCUGGAGCACAAGAAGAAGGCCGUCUCUUUCUUCGAUGACGUCACCGUCUACCUGUUUGACCAGGAGAGCCCCACCCAGGAGCUGGCAGAACAUGGCUUCCCUCCUGGAGCGGAGUCUAGUGGGCCGAGCACAGAGGGGGGAGGCGUACCUGCCCAGGACAGGGUCAGCACCUCGGACGACUCCUCGGAUGGAAACAUCUCAGAAGAGAGUGGAGGGUUCGAAUGGGAUGAUGAUUUUCCCUUGAUGCCCGGUCCCUCCUCGAUGCUGCCGGACUCUCCGACCCUUCAGGCCCCCGCAGCCCCCCCUGCAGCCCCCCCCGCAGCCCCCCCCGCGGCGCCGGCCCCGCCCUCCUCCCGUUUCAGCGUCUCGCGCUUCUCCAUCACGCACGUGUCCGACUCCGACGUGGACUCUGCAGGAGGUCACCUCAAAAACUGACGACCUCUCACCCCUGACAUCACACACCCUGCAAGCCUGUCCCCUCUUGGCUAAAGUGCUCCCUAACCCAUUUACCUAUACAACCAACAGCAGUCUCCCACUUGGGCAUCAAACCAACAACCCCCUGGUGGAACACCCCGUGUCCCCCUAGAUGAACCUCUCUACACUCCCUGCUUGUUAACAUCUGGAUUGUCCUCACUGAUCUCAGAUAACCUCUCCAUACUCUGCCUCUUCCUAUCUGAAUCCUCACUGAUCUCAGAUCACCUCUCCACACUUCCUGCCCCUUACUGUCUGAAUCUUGACUGAUCUCAGAUCACCUCUCUAUGCUCCCUGCCUCAUACUGUGUGAAUCAUCACUGAUAUCAGAUCACCUCUCCACCCCCCCUGCCUCUUCCUGUCUGAAUCCUCACUGAUCCCAGAUAACUUCUCCAUACUCCCUGCAUCUUCUUGUCUGAACCCUGACUGAUCUCAAAUAACCUCCAUUCCCUGAAUCUUCCUGUCUGGAUCCCUCUGACUGAUCUCAGAUAACCUCUCCACACUCCCUGCUCCUUUCUGUCUGAAUCCUCACUGAUCUCAGAUAACCUCCAUUCCCUACUCCCUGAUCUCGUGACAGUGGCCGUCUCCUGAAGCAUGACUCAUGACGUUGUGCUGAUGAAGCCUUACGUGAUCUGAAGCCCAGUUUGAACCCAGUUUGACCUUUGCCCCCUGCCCCUCGUGCAGGCCCGUCCCGUGAGUAACUGUGCUCUCUUUGUCCUGUAGGGAGCAGUGAAGACGGGGAGAGAGAGUGAGGGGGUGUGUGGGGCGGUGUGCCCCCUCUACACAGACUGCCUUCAGCGCUUUCAUUUAGCUUUUUUUUUUUCUUUUUUUAAAUCGUGGACACGAGGAUGUCCAAACCUCGGUGACUCGUCUGGCGACAGUGCCUCCAAUCAGAGCGGAUAUUUGGGGCUGCUGGACUCUAACGACGUCAACGGUGAAGAAAAAACAAAAGGGAAUCUGUGUUUAAUUAUA